UUUGUACAUCUAUUGUGAUCUUAAUAAAAUCAGUGCCAGAAAUAAAGAUUGCAGUGUUGAUUCUUGCUAAAAACACCCGAAAAAAAUUAAGUGCCCCUUGUAAAUAAAAAAGUGAAAAUACCGUGGCCAAAUACUGAGUGUAAUGUGGCCCCUUGUCGUGGAAGAGGAAGUCAUCUUCACCCUCAUCAAGAUCAUUAUUACUGGUCUCAUGAGGUCUCGGCGAUAAAGUUGGCGUGAUGUGUGAUGCGGAUAAAGCCAGGCGGUCGACUGGCUUUGGCCCUCCUCACAACGACAACCCUCACACUACUGCUGGUGCAGCAUUGUAGACUCUCUCAGCACCUGCAGGGUGAGGAAGAUGGCCCAGCAUACGAGCGGCAGAUGGCGUGGCGGGAGGAGGAACACCGAGCUCACGUACGAAAGCUUCUCCUCCAGAUAGCACAGCUCAAGGAGCAGUUAGCUCAGGCACAGGCCUCAAAACCCGAGGUAGAAAUAUCCGAAUCUCCUGCAGGUGGAUCAGCUGUCGUGCCAGCCCCACCUGUCCCCACCUCUAGCAGUAGUAGUCAGGCAACUUCCAAAAAUAUCAACAACAGCCAUGUCGUCAUGGUGGAUGGCCCAUGUGGGGCCAUCAUACAACACCAGGUUGCACAGUCUGAAAUUACUCAAGGAAUUUCCUUAAAUAAUGAAUAUGAAGUUGUGGCUUUUUCACACUUCACCUGGUCAAGAGUGUAUCCCUCCGAGCUUGGUCUGGGAAAACGGGUCGUAGAAAAACCCAUAGGGUUCAGACGAAGAGAUAUUUUAGCAUCACUCACAACAGCGCUGGAGCACCUUAACACACCUGUACCUGCCAGAUUUACCGUAGAUGAUUUUGUUGAGGGUAUGUAUCGGACAGUGCCAACUAGUGGAACCCAGUACGAAUUGGUUUUUCUAGAUCGUCACGCAAACCGCACAACACAUCAGUAUCGAACCAUCACACUCAUGAGACCCUUCGCUCCCCUCACUGUAGUUACAAGAGUACAACAAAACACAAAACAGCUGGUCAACAUAGUCCUGCCCCUAUCUGGACGCACCGACACUUUCCGAGGAUUUAUGGAUAAAUUAGUGGCUGUUAUACUACGGCAUGAUCGCCGUGUCUUCCUUACUGUUGUAUACUUUGGUCAUGAGGGCUUGCAAGAAGUCAGAAAUAUAAUCACGAAUGCAUCCAAAGAAGCCAAAUUUCGACACAUUAAGUUGCUCACCCUCAACGAAACUUUCUCCAGAGGAAAAGCACUACAGGUUGGUGCCACCCAUUGGUCAAAAGGUGAUGUGUUGCUCUUCAUGUGUGAUGUUGAUGUUGUAUUUAGUACAAGAUUCCUCGAACGAUGCCGUCUGAAUGCGUCACCGGGUCAUUCUGUGUAUUAUCCUGUGGUUUUCUCACUUUAUAACCCACAAGUGGUGUAUCCACUGCAGGGUAAACCAAUACCUCAGGAAUUAGACCAGCUUGUCAUCUCUAGAGAUACAGGGUUUUGGCGAGACUUUGGGUAUGGAAUGACAUGCCAGUAUAGAUCAGACUUCCUUAGUGUUCAAGGUUUUGAUGAAGACAUUAUUGGUUGGGGAGGAGAAGAUGUUUUACUCUAUCGCAAGUACGUUAAAUCAAGAUUGUCAGUGAUUCGUUCCACUGAUCCCGGCAUCUUUCACCUGUGGCAUCCAAAAGAAUGUUCAACUGCUCUCUCAGCUGACCAGUAUCGUGCCUGUAUCACCUCACGCGCCCUUAAUGAGGCCUCUCAUGCUCACCUUGGUCUCAUUGCCUUUAAGGAUGAUCUUGGAAAGCACCCACUUGGUGCCGGUGCAUUGACUGGUGCCAGUGCUCUUGAGGAACAGCAGCUCAAAGCAGAAAUGUAGUUUUGAGUUUAGAGCAUUGCACAGUGGGAGUGAAAGUACAAGCAUUGUGUGCGUAGAUUAAUGAAACUUUUUGUCUGUGGCAAGACUUUUCAAACCUGUGAUUGUUUUGUAUUAUGAUGCCUAUAUGAAGUUUAAUUUUUCAAAGGCUUCGAUCUAUUUUCUGUGAUGUACAGGAUUUUGAUUAUUUCAUUAUACUGUAUUCUUUAAAGCUGCAUAUUAUUGAAAUGCUGGGAGUUGCAGUAAUAGUCCUGAUGGUGCAAAAUUAGGGUAAGGUCUUUGUCAGCAUUGCUUUGCUUCUCAUAAUGCAAAAUUUGAUUGGAAAAAGAUUGAAAGAUAGAAGGUACCCUUUGCUGAUUUUGGGUCAAGUUAGAUCUCAAGGUAAAGGAAAAUGUGUUAAGACUAGUGGUAUGUUGAGCAGCCCUAAGUGAAAUCCAGGAGUUAUUUUUUAUGAAUUUAUUUUUCUGUAAGGAAUAUUUCUUUCCAAUGAUUUUAACAUUAUUGAGAUGUUAUUCUUAGAUUUUAAAGGAUGGUACCUAUGUCAUAUUCCAGAUGUACAUGUUUUCAUGAAUUUAUUUCAAAUGUAGCAUUCUUUUCAUUGAAUGGCAUGUGAUUAUAUUUUUGGCUUGGAAUUUAUGUUAGUAUGAAAUAUUAAUGUUGGACUGUAAUCAUUCAGUAAUAUAUUGAAGUGCAGGUUUCUUAAAAUUGAGAUAAUAGGCCUGAAUUGAAGCCCACUUAUGGCGUUAAUCUUCUUUUCAUUUAGUGUUCUCUUUCUUGUUGUGGUGAGUUCUUUUCAUGGUAUAUUUUUUAAGUUAUGGGCAUUGAGAAUUGCCAGAGGUAUUAAGUUGUACUGUAAAUUAACUCAAUGAUAGUUAGAUACUUGCCAUACUUAAGAACCAUACUUGAAGAACUGGUCCUGUAAUAAGACAGUGUCAUUAGGAACACCUACAGUUCUCUUUAUGUGAAAGGACAUUUAAAUUAGCAAGCUGUUGCCAUUUCACUGACAUAUUAGAUUUACAAUACCUAGAGUUAUGACUCUUCUGUCUGAUUGUCUUUAGUCCAGCUACUAUGAAUAGCAUGUGUAUUUGCUGCCAGGGACAUUUAAAGGCUUAAUUGGUCAACAGGAAAAAGCAUAGGUGGAUCAUUUUUUAUAGUAGAGGAUAUGGAACAAAGUAAGCAAUUUAAAACAUCUGUCUUAAUGGUGUGAAGAAAUUACUCCUGAGAUACAGGUAGAAAAUGAAAGACUGCCAUAGUUUACUUUACAUUGAUAUCCUACUAAUGUCAUUUUCUCAUUAUAAGGGAUCAGAAUGUGGAAUGUGUUUACUGUGAUUUUGUCAUAAUAGGAAGGUUUUGAUAAGGAAGGAUAGAUUUGUAAAAACCUUUCCUGCAUUAUACUACACAGUGUAAUGCAGAUAUAUUUCAUCAUAGCCCAUCUCUUUACAGCAGCCUUAUUGUGUUGCCAGUGUGAUAUCCAAUAUAGUUCCUUCAGUUCCACUUGUCAGAAUAUGCAUUCCCCAUUCCUCAUUUCCCCUGGAGGCAAUUUCAUUCUUUGUUUCUAGUUUUCUUUACAAAUCUUGUAAUCUUUUUCCCCAGUUUUUGUGCAUUUUAACUCCAUCACAAAGAUUCAUUUACUUGGGAUUUACAUUGAUAUGUCAUCUGCCAUAGUGUGCUCCUCCUAAGAAGUGAUCCGUAUUCUAGUCAUCGUUAAAUGACAUCUUUUGGGCUUACUCCUCCUAUGUUCCUUUGGCAGUCAUCUGGAUCAUUUUCUAUUCUCAAAGUAACUGGUUCUCCACAGCAAUUUAAGCUUGGGGUGAGAUUGUCAGCCUUGGUGGAUCUGGACACUACCAGAACUAGUUAAUGGAGAAGUGUUAACAAAUCUUGAUGGUGGUGGGAUCAAGGUCUCCUUGCUGUAAAAGUUCCUUUUAUGCCACCAGUGACAGAAUUGUAAUUGUUUAGAGACACCUCAUGCAAGGUAUGUCAUGCUGCCCACAUGCAAGAUUUGUAAACAUCAAGCAGAUUGUCCGCAGAGAAAAAGACCUUCACAUCAACCUGUUAUGAAUCAAAGCAGUAUUCCUAACUCCUCAUACUUUAUCUGAGCUUAUCCAGUGGAAGAAGGGACAGGUCAGAUAACUCCGCCACAGUGGAGCCACAGAGAUCCUUGCACUGUGUCAUCUUGCAUGUAUUCUCUAGGGCAGAGAGGGAAAAUAUGACACUAGUAACCAUGUUUGUACCAGGAGAUAGUCAACACCCUUAGUAGACAGGAUUUAGUUCUACCCUUGAAUUGCUACUUCAGAGUUAAUUCUUCAAGGUGCUGUGGAGAUUGUGGGGAAUUUUUUAUAACUUGUUUGUCAUACAUCUGAACAAGAGGUCAUCCAAAUUUUGUGCAACAUUGCACAUCCAGCCACAUGGGGAUGUAGCACAUUUGUGGUUCUUGGGAGAACGUACAGGCUUAUGCCUUUACCCUCAUUUAUCCUUUCUUGUAUAAAGUUUAUUAGUACUUAACCAAUUCCACCGAAAUUUGAUUGGGCCCUUUGUUGCCCCAACAAGUGUUAAUGGCCCACCUCCUUCUCCCAGUGAAUAUCCCCAGUUCCCUUGUGAGUUGACUGAAACUGCUAUAUCAGUUGGACUUUGCUUAUCCAUCAGAAUCUGAGUCACUUCAACCUUCAUGCUUGGAGGUUAUAAACAGUAGCAGAUUAAAAGAUUUCUCAAUAAGUGUACUGCAGCUUGCCAUUCUAAAGUGAUGUCUUAGGCAACUGAUUCAACAGAAGAAAUAAUGUGCUCCUAGCCUCUGUAGCAAGAAUAGCACACAUUUUGUUCUUCCUUAGAGAUUCAAGAAAGUUAUCACUUAUGGCAUUCAAAGUUUAUACAUCUGCCCUAGUGCAGAUUCUACGUAGCUGUUCUGGUUACUGUAAAUUUAUUGUUUUUAAUGAAACAUGAGUGAUUUUUUGUUAAAUAAUAGUAGUAUUUUAUUUCACAAACACAUCUUUGCCUGCCUCCCUAACUUCCAUUAUUGCAGAAAAAAAAACAGACUUAAAGAAUGACCAAAAUGUUACUAGGGGCAUUAAGAAAUGAGCAAUACUUAUUCUUAUGUGCAGUUUUUGGAGGUUGUACAGGAUAUUUUGAAUAAGUAGGACAUUUGUUUCCAGUAUGGUCAAGUGACACUUGUCUCUUAGGUAUUUCCUUACCACUUCAAUGGUAUUUGGGUUCUCAUCCUUUUAGUUGUUUAUGGUUUUUUUCAUUGUUUCAUUAAGAAAAUAAGUGAAGUAGAAAUGUUCAGAUACAGUACUGAGGAUUUUCCAUGGUUGUGUUGAUCUGAGGUAAUGCUCAUUUAACAUGUUUCCAUGUAGUAUUUUGGUAACCUAUCCAUGAAGAAUAAGUUUUCCUCUAUAUACUAUUUAUCUCAGUAUAGUAGUGCUAGUUUCAUUAUUUAGUAAAAAUAAUGAAUUUUCCCAUCAGGAAACCAGUAUGGUUAUAUAUAGUGAUGUGAGUAGUUAAGUUCGGAUGGUCUUUUUUAUGCAUGUCAGUGCUCUCAAACUUAAUGUUUCCAGAGAAAAAUCGUAAACCUCUGCAUAACUAAAUUGUUUAAAUACUGUACCUCUGUUUAUUCAUCACAGCACAAUACAGAUACGUAUUUACUCUUCUAUAGAAAUCAUGGACAUGAAUUUAUAGUUUCCUGGCUGAAGAGUGAAGCACAGUGAUUCUUAAUAAUUAAUUAAAUUUUUUUUCAAGAUUCUCUCAAGAAACUCUACUAUCUCUACCUCCUUCCAUAUUACCCAAACCUUUUAGUUUGUUUUAUUCUUUUCCUAGAGUAUCUGUGUUAAUGUAACUAGUCAUUACAGUACAUAAUGUAUGCAAUAAUAUGCAAAAAUAUGAAUGAUGUAAAUUCAUUUAAAUGCUUAUCAUAACCCCUUCUAUCAAUAUUUUAUUUACAAUAGAAAAUUCAUUUGUUCAUGUGCAGAACAAAUCUUCAGUCUUAACAUUAGGAUAAAUUUUCUGUCACCAGCUGGAAACUGGUUAAAAACAAUGAAAAAAUUAAAAAUGCAAGGAAUCUGUGGCAUCUGAUACUACUUAGUUGUGGGGGAAGCAAAUCAGAGACCACGCUUGAACAUUGUGACACAUAAGUCUUUCUUCAACCAGCUUGAGAGCUGACGUCCGCUUUGCUCUCCUCCUUCCCAAGCUGGUUUUUUACCUAAGCCUGUACUGUUGUUUCAUAUAUCUAUUUUCCUAAGAAGUCCUGUGAGCAUCAACGUAUUUGAUCCGCCCUUCCAGGAUUCCUAUGUUCAUGCCUCCUCUGGAACAGAUGCAACUUGCAGUAGAUGUACCUCCAGGCCCAUUCCUACUGCUUUAUCAUUAGCUGUUUUGGGUAUAAUGCUUCCCAGUCUCUCUCAGGAGGAAUAUUAACCCUUCAGGGGGAAAGGGGAAGUCCUUAGUUAGCAAGUUUGUAAUUUGAAAUAUUGCUUGGGAUAUAUUGAAACACUUAUGUUCAGACAUUUGAAUGUUUUAUUUCCUCUUCAGUGGUAUAUUUACUGACUGUUGCUGCUUAGUAGGUUUUAGUGUGAAUUUUUUUCUCCAUUUAUAUCAUUGUUCUUAUUUUAUUUCAGCAACAAUUUCUGGAAGUGUGGUAAUAUUUUAGUCUUUGAGAUUUUGUGGUUCGGGACGUUUGAGACGUUACGGGUUCGUGUUGAAGACAAGACUUUUUUGAGAACAACAUUUAAGGGAGGUCGAAUCUUUUGACAUGCAGGUUAAUAUUUUACUCUAAAAUUGCAUCUUUUUCUUUUUAGUUUAUCAUUUCAGGAGUUCAUUGUUUGUGAUAUGAGUUUCUUCCAAUUUUUACAUACGUAUUGGCCUAUCUACACUGUCUAUAUAGCCCCAAAGGUAGCCAUGCCUAAUUCUAGGAUUAUCCCUUUUAUGGUGAUCUGCUGAUAUGUAGUGUAAAUCUUUAGUAGGUAUGGAACUAGAGACCACACUACACCUUUCAAAGUUCCUUCAUAAGGCAGUUAGCAGUAACUGAAGUUCUGAGCCUCUGUAAUGAGUAUUGGAGGUUUCGUGAAAAUUUGAGGACAAAGUUUUUGGGAUUUGUUUGGUAAAAAGGGAAGAAAAACUAAAUUUGUAAGGUAGACUGGAUGAGACCAGGAUCCCAAAAAGAUAAGGUAGUUUCUGGCUCCCUACUAAGUCAAACAUUUCUGAUUAGAAUUGAUGGGAAGGGAAUCCUCAAACUGUUAAGAUUUUUUUUUUUUUUUUUUAACCAUAGGAAAGCUUUAGUGCAGUACCAGUAUCAUUCAUUAUUGUAGUUUUACAUGAGAUGUGCAGGUUAUGAACAUUACCCAAACAUCUGAAUUCCUGUAGACACCCUAUAAAUUUUCGAGAUUUGGACCUACGUACUGCCUUCUUCAAAUUCUUUGGAAGUAUGUAUGUUGUGAUUUGCAGUCUUAAGUAUGUAGGAAUAGAAAUCUUCCAAAUUGAGGGUAGAUAUUUCAGGAGUAGUGAAGAAAGUUGCCAAAGGCAUGCAAUCUGUACUUUAGGGGUUUAGGUUGGUGCUUUGUUUGGAAUUGUCCGACAUGCAAGUCCUAUUUAAUAAGAAGUCACUUGAAGACAAUAUCUGCAAGCCUGACAAUUGGAUAUUAAAAUGCAGUUUUAUCAUUUUUACGAUUUGCAAAAUUACCUCAUCUAGGUAGACAAUGAAUUAUAGGAAAA
Messenger RNA from Macrobrachium nipponense, 7569 nucleotides. RefSeq names its product chondroitin sulfate N-acetylgalactosaminyltransferase 2-like. Gene Ontology annotation, cellular component: Golgi cisterna membrane. Gene Ontology annotation, molecular function: glucuronosyl-N-acetylgalactosaminyl-proteoglycan 4-beta-N-acetylgalactosaminyltransferase activity. Lineage: Eukaryota; Metazoa; Arthropoda; Malacostraca; Decapoda; Palaemonidae. The record is from RefSeq and is a predicted model, not a curated record. The transcript has 11 exons. Bases 244 to 1878 code for a protein of 544 amino acids.